UCCUUCAAAGCCAUCCUAGUCUGCAUCUUCUAUUGCCUUAAUUUCUUCUAGUUUUCUCUCUUUCACCAUUUUCACUAACCAAAGAAAAAAGGGUCACUACUUUUUAACAUAUUGUAACAUGUCUUCCUCAGAGUUUGAAUUAGGAAUUGAGUUCUCAGAGGCCAACAAUGUUCUUCUCAUGUCUCUAUUGGAAGAAACACAGGAAGAAGAGUAUUAUGGCGAUGAUAGACUUGUGAGCAUGAUUCAGUCAUUGGAAGCAGAGAUCGGUGACACUGAGAUGGGACACGUGGAUGAUCAAGAUUGCUCCACGUCAGACAGUGGCACUGAUGAUCAUUGGGGUGACAUGGAAUUGAUCUCUUCCUUGCCGUUUGAUGAGAUGAAUGCAUGGAUCCCCUGUGGAGAUGAGAUCAUGGAGCAUGCAGCAAUGGAAUUUCAAGUUGGAAAUUAUGAGAUUGAUGAUUUCCAAUCGUGUUAUGGGGUUUUCUUGGAGCAACAAUAUAGAGAGAAUUAUUUGGCACAAGGGCCAAGUGAUGCUGUAUUCUGAGAUUAAUAUAUAUUAGUAUUAUACAAGGAAACAACUGAGAACAUGAAUCACUUUGUUAUAUUAUGUACAUGUUAUUGCCAAACUUUAAUUUUAUUUUAACCUUUGUUUACUUUUUCAUCCAUGUAAUUACCCAGCUGGAAAUUAAUUAGAAUCACUUCCUCAAUCGUACUUGAAUAUAAGAAAUAGUGCUCAUAAUUAUUUCUCAA
Molecule: messenger RNA, 750 nt
Organism: Cajanus cajan (pigeon pea)
Lineage: Eukaryota; Viridiplantae; Streptophyta; Magnoliopsida; Fabales; Fabaceae
Source: RefSeq, a predicted model, not a curated record